AUGGGCCGCCCGAAGGUGCAUCCCGCCAAUCGCUUGCGCGCCAACACCGCCUGCACGGCUUGCCGUGCUUCCAAGAAGCGCUGCAGUGGCAGCUUUCCCUGUACCAACUGCAUCCACAAAAGCCGGGCGCGAUCGUGCAUACCAUUCAAGUCCAUUACCGACACGCCCGUCGGAGCGCGCUUGAGACCGGAUACUAGAUCGCAUGGAGAGCAAAAUGAGAGCGGGAAUACCCUAAGUACCGAGUGGCAAAGUCCCUUGAUCUCACCUCGUGAUGAUUCCAUCAGUCAACCGCGGCUUGAACAGGCCCCGGAGGCCGGGUCGCGCUCACCAGAGGCCACUCAUCGCACGCAUCCCCUAUAUGUCGGUAAAGCUGCUUCCCUGUCCUUCUUGCAGCUUCUUCGGGACACCGUUACCCAACAUAUUGGGCCUUCACAGUUUUCACACAAUUUCCGAAGUGAAGACAUGCUGGAGACAGAGGCUCAUCAUGAUCCUUCAAACUUCAACGAGGAAAAUUGUACCCUGGAUGACCAACGCCGAUACAUCCAGGCCUUCCAUGCAGUGACCAGUGGCUUCAUUUACCUGGGAAGUAACAUAGAGGCACUUCUACAAGACCCCACAGAGCCAAAAUCAGACCGAGAAAAGACUCGGGCGGCCAUCCGAGAUUUGAUAAUAGCCAUUGGAGCUCAGUCAUGUCCUAGUGAACCCGAGACGGUCCAGUUAGAACGUUUCUUUUUCACCCGCGGCCAGCGCAGGACGUUCGCCAAUCUGCUUGAAGACCCAAGCAUGGACUUGGUCCGGGCCUUUCUACUAAUGUCGUUCUAUAUGUUUGGUGCGUGUCGCCGAAAUGCAGCUUUCAUGUAUCUCGGGGUAGCGGCCCGAUCAGCUGUAGCAUUGGGCCUUCAUACCGAUUCAGCAGAGUCUUUAGGCCAUAGUGAACAGCAGGAACGAUGUAGACUCUGGAUGAGUCUCUGUGUGAUCGAUCUCCUGGCGAGCUCGAUCCUUGGCCGUCCCGCAGCCACGGCCGCUUUGCUCCCAGAGAACCGCAGUGACCUCUGCCGCAUACCAACAACUACUGCCGAAAUUAGCAUAUUUGCCUCUUACCAGCUCUCCCUCAUACUAGAGGAGAUUAUUGGCAGAUUAUACAGCGAGAAAGCCGCGUCGACUGAAACCGCAGAUUUUCUUCUCAGAGAACUGAAUCGCUGGAGCGACCGGCUUCCUGAUUCACUGCGUGCCCCAUCCGAGAGUUCAGACCCCAGUGUAGUGCAAGAACGAAUUAUUGGGAAUAUGCAUGUGGCAUGCUCCUAUCAUUUUGCCGUUAUCCUCGUCACGCGUCCGUUUCUCAUUUCAACACUUAGCGUCCGGCUGGCCCGGCUACACCAGAGCCUCUCCACGAAUAUGUUGAGUGAGAUACGGGAUGAAGAUCCUGCCCAUUCGCGUCUUGCAGCUGCGUGUAUCGACUCGGCAGUUUAUAUGCUGCAGACAUGUUUUGAAGUGCAUCAAUCAGGGCAUCUCCUUCGGAACAUGGGAAUUUUGAAAGCAUUUAUAUUUGCAGCAGCUUUGGUGCUAGGAUUUUCCAUGUUCAGCCAUCGCGACGUUGAUAGCGAAAUUGACAACGCCUUCACAGGAGCACUGGCAAUUCUGCAAAUGCUCGCACAACAAUCAGCCCAAGCGGCUCACUAUUUGGAGAUAUUGACAAUGCUGGAGGCGGCCAUCAAGCAGCAGCGCCAGAGACAGUCUGACCAAGCGCGACAACGUCGCAGUCGGUACGUCAACCGGAUUUUCAGUCUGAGUGAGAGCCCGUCGACGCCAAGGAUACCGAACCAAGACGAUAGCCGAACCGACUCGACUCCGCUAAGCCUAGGCGGCCCGUUCUAUCCGUGGAUCCCACAGGAAGGCGGACCAGCGACUGUGACACCCCCUUCAAUGGAGGGAGCAUUCUUGGACUGGGAGGAUACACUUGAGGGGAUGCACCACAUGGAACGACGAUUACUGAAGAAUGAGAUACCCCGUGAUGAUCAAGUAUAUUUCAUGCUAUCCGCAUCGAACACCAAGCCGGCAAAAUGCGGGGUCUUGGUAUACUCUAUGAACCCAAGCUGGAAACGCCUCAACGUUGGUGUGGUGGGCGGCGGCAUCGGCGGCAUGUCAGUGGCGAUCGCCCUCCGCCGCGCCGGCCACGAGGUGACCGUUUACGAGCGCUCUGAUUUCGCUGGCGAAGUUGGUGCUUCUGUCUCUUGUGCUGCUAAUGGAACCCGUUGGCUCCAUGAGUGGGGUGUGGAUGUCGCCAAAGGCGACCCUGUCGUGUUGAAGAAGCUGAUCAACCGCGACUGGAAGACCGGGGAGCCAGUCAGUGUCUAUAACCUGGAUGAUUAUGAAAAGCGUUGGGGAUAUGUGUAUAACAUGUUCCACCGUCAAUAUAUGCAUGCGAUGCUGAAGGAUUCUGCUCUCGGCGACGAGGGGGAAGGGACGCCGGCGAAGUUGGUGGUCAAUCAUAAGUGUCGUGACAUCGACCUCAAGACCAACACUGUCACCUUUGAGCAUGGUGCAUCCGCGCAACACGACCUCAUUAUUGGCGCAGACGGCAUCGGCUCCGCGGUUCGCGGAAUCCUGGGAAUCCGUCCUGAAAAACGUCCCUCAGAGUCCAGUUGUCUCCACGCCAAUGUUAGCACCGAUGAAGCCGUGAAGCUGGGACUGGUCGAUUACUCGCAAGAUAGCGCUCUUGAAUACUGGGGCGGACAAGAAGGCAAAUGGGACAAGAUCGUUUUGUCACCUUGCAAUAACGGCAAACUCCUCUCAUACUACUGCUUCUUCCCCCGGGAUCAGGGUGACUAUUCAACGCAAGCGUGGGGUGCAGAGUCCCGGCCCGUGGAAGAGCUGCUGAAGCCAUAUCCCAAUCUCGAUCGCCAGGUUCUUCAGCAUCUCUCCAUUGGCAAGGAAAUCCAACCCUGGCGCCUUUGGGUGCACGACCCAUACCCUUAUAUUCACCAGGGCAGUGUCUGCUUAUUGGGCGAUGCAGGACAUCCCAUGAUGCCGCAUCAGAGCCAAGGGGCUUGCAUGGCUAUUGAAGAUGCUGCAGCUCUGGGAAUCCUUUUCAACAAACAAUAUUUCAACGGCGACAUUGCCCAAGCCCUUGCUGUGUACGAGGCGGUUCGUUUGCCCCGUGUGACGAGAGUGCAGGCGGCAGCUGCAAAGGCAGCGUAUAACAUCAACGAGAGAAUCGGAUUCUCCGUCAACAAGGACACACCGACCUACAAGGUGGAAGACCCAAAGAAAGUAUUGACCAUCGAGGAAAUGAAUGCUUAUGACAUGUACCGGGAUAUCGAGGAGAAACUCGCCGCCAAGCGGGGCAGCCCUUACGCUGGCAAGUUCAUCUGUGGACUCCCCAUCGGAUUGGAAUUGCCUAGUGGAAUUACCAUUGGAGCCUAA
Penicillium argentinense is the source of this 3423-nucleotide messenger RNA. RefSeq names its product transcription factor. The transcript is spliced from 10 exons. Bases 1 to 3423 code for a protein of 1140 amino acids. NCBI's taxonomy places the organism in Eukaryota, Fungi, Ascomycota, Eurotiomycetes, Eurotiales, Aspergillaceae. Gene Ontology annotation, molecular function: monooxygenase activity; DNA binding; DNA-binding transcription factor activity, RNA polymerase II-specific. Gene Ontology annotation, biological process: DNA-templated transcription; regulation of DNA-templated transcription. The record is from RefSeq and is a predicted model, not a curated record.